This is a messenger RNA of Aegilops tauschii subsp. strangulata, 1406 nucleotides long. RefSeq lists its product as uncharacterized. NCBI's taxonomy places the organism in Eukaryota, Viridiplantae, Streptophyta, Magnoliopsida, Poales, Poaceae. Gene Ontology annotation, cellular component: chloroplast. The record is from RefSeq and is a predicted model, not a curated record.
AUGGCGGCGAUCGCCACCCAUGUGCACCAUCCACCGGCAGCCCUCUCACGCUGCGGACCGCCGUCCAACCCCUUCCUCCGCUUCGCCCCCUCGCCGUCGAUCCUCCUCCGGUCCCGCGCAGCGGCGACGCCUCCGCUGGCUCCCAUCGGCGCGCGCAGCAACAACGACGACCCCAUCUCCUACCCAGAGCCCCGUAAAACCUCGCUCGGUCUCUCCCCCCUGCUCGUCGCCGUGGCAGCGGCGGCGACCCCGCAGGCCGCGCUGGCCCUGUCCGGCGGCUCCUGCGGCGGGUGUGACGACUCCUCCAGUUCGUCGUCCUCCUCCUCUUCCUCGUCCUCGUCCUCGUCCUGCGAUGACUCCACUACCGACUCCAUAGAUUGGUCAUCCACGUCCUUCUCCUCUAAGCCGAAGAAGAAGGAGGGGGCCGAGGCGACUCACGAGUCAGUCGGCACUCCGGCGGCUCCUCCGUUUGGCUUGAGCUCUGACCAGUGGUUCUGGGGCACCUUCGCCUUGGGAUCCGCCGGCGUCGUUGCCUUAUUCGUCGCCCUGCAGAAACUGCUGGGCGAGAAGACCGCCGUUGUUAAGCUCCAGGUUGCGCUGCGUGAUACGGCGAUGGUAAAAUCACUCCAAAAGGAUCUGAAUUCCAUUGCUGAGAGGGUGGAGGGUUCGAACCGAUGGUGGUACAAGUUCAUAUUGACCGAGACCAUGUAUUCCUUACGCCGUCACCAGCAUUGCUGCAUCUCUUCAUGCUUAUCAGUUGUCACAACAAACAUAGAGGGUUCUUGGAAGGAGCAUUUUGACAGGAUUUCUGCGGAGGAGAGGAGCAAAUUUGAUGAAGAAACACUUUCGAACUCGAACGGGGUCAAACAAAAGAAAACCUACUCCAUGAAAACAGAUGGCAGCAGAAACGAGUACAUAGUGGUAACCAUUCUCGUUGCUGCUAAUGGAACAAUAAAUCUCCCCGUGGCGAUCAAAAGCCCUGCAGAUCUGGAAGAGGUAGUGGCAAGGCUCAACUCUACGCCUGCAAGUGAACUUCGGGGUGUUCGAGUCAUGUGGACCCCUCAAGAUGCGGAUGACGUUCUCUCAGAAGAGAGGAUGCGGAAGGAUUACCCAUACCUGAAGCCCCUUGCGUGAUGACGAGCAGACAGAGUUCUGCUGCUCAUCGUGCCUUUGGAUGGGGGUUGACGGUCACCAUGUAACCCCGGCCCUUUUCUAGUUAUAAGAACACAAGCAAGUGAUAGGUUAAACAUAGGCGAUGGAGGGUCAUGCACUCAUGCUACCGAUCGCAAUGUUAGUCUUUUUUGUUUCCAUUUUUAACAAUGAUGCCCUUCUGAAAAGGAUUCUCCCCCAAAUUUUGGGCACCUAGCGAUGUCUAUGAGUUGGCUAGUCAUGUUUCACGUUCUUGA